UUUUUAAUCGAGGAUUUUGGAAUUCUAUAACCACCAGGUUAGGUUAGGUGAAAGGUCAUCUUUAACCGAGCGUGACCGACCGUCUUCUCGACCUUGCAUGACCCAGGCCAGGCAGGGCAAUUUGCAAACGAAGGCAGGUUCAUUUUUUGAUUUUUUACUCCAUUAUUUCAGGUGCCACAAAAUCUUAAACUCUGAUGUAGUCAUGCAACUAUCUACUGCAGCCGGUAAACGUGUGGGCUUGCUUUUAAAUGCCUUACUGAGAGGUGUAAGGUGCAAUCAUGAGGCUACGUUAACGUCGCUGUGUACGAUACAAGUACGUCAGCACUCUGCAUCAGCACAAUCCACCAAUACCACCAGGCUACACUCCAACUUCCUGUCAUCAUCAGCCACAAGGACAUCCCUACCCUCUGUAAGAAGUCUUUGUAGUCAUGGCAACAGUAAAGGCAUCAGCGGUUCAGAAUCGAGUGAUGGAGGAGCGGAGGUCGGCGCCAGAUCAGACAAUGAGCCCAGGGUGCCAUUUUACGAUAUUGUCAUUGUGGGAGGUGGUAUGACUGGGCGUGCUAUGGCAUGCGCAUUGGGGCUUGAGGCAUCUCUAGACCCAUACAAGAUCUUGAUGGUGGAGGGAGCUAGCCAACCAAAGCCAUUACCAGAGGAUCUGUCUGACAGUGAAUACAGCAACAGAGUAUGCGCUCUCAGCCAAGGCUCUGUGGAUCUACUAUCAAGCAUUGGAGCCUGGUCUCAUAUGGUGAUCCAUAGGGUACAACCCGUACGCAGCAUGCAGGUUUGGGAUGCUUGCUCAGAUGCUGCCAUCUCCUUCAGAAGCGAGCCAGAGGCGGGUCAGGAUCUUGCCUUCAUCGUCGAGAACGAUGUGACGGUGGAUGCGCUGAGCAGACAGCUAGAGAAAUUGGGAAGCAGGGUUAAGAUGAUGUACAACAACUCAGUCAAAGAAAUCAAGGUGCCAGAUCAGACUUUAUCGGAUCAAGAGAGCUGGGUGAAAGUGGAACUAGCAAGUGGCAAGAUCCUGAAGACUCGGAUUCUUAUCGGUGCAGAUGGAUCCAACUCUGUGAUCAGAAGGCUGUGUGAUAUACCCUAUGUACAUUGGCAGUACGACCAGUCAGCUGUGGUUGCUACACUCCGCCUGUCAGAGCCAACAGAAAAUGUGGUAGCGUGGCAGAGAUUCCUACCUACUGGACCUAUAGCAAUGUUACCGCUGACCAAUGAGAUGAGUUCACUCGUGUGGAGCACCAGUCACAGUCAAGCAGAGAGUCUCAUGCAUAUGAAUGAGGAGCAGUUUGUGGAUGAAGUGAACGAUGCUUUUUGGGACGACAGCCGUAAAGACCAAAUAGCCACUAGUGCAGGCCAGUUUAUGAACAGCGUCCUGUCGUUGGUCAGGCCUGAUGGGUCAGGGGUCAGGCAGCUACCUCCCAGCGUGUCCAGUAUCUCACCGGCCAGUAGGGCUAUGUUCCCACUGUCUCUUGGCCAUGCGUCCCACUAUGUCAAGCCGCGCAUCGCUUUGAUUGGUGACGCAGCCCAUAGGGUGCAUCCCAUGGCUGGCCAGGGUGUCAAUCUUGGUUUUGGUGACGUCGCUUGUCUCAGAGACUCGCUGGUUUCAGCUGCUAGCACGGGCAAAGACCUUGGCUGCCUGUCACAUCUCCUGGAGUACGAGACUAGCAGGCAGCGUGCGGUCAUCCCUGUUGUUGCCGUCAUUGACGGCUUGAAACGCCUCUAUUCAACAGACAAUCCUUUAGCUGUGUUGGCACGGAGCCUGGGACUACAGGCAACAAAUGCAAUGGUGCCAUUGAAGCAACAGAUCAUAACCAUGGCAACUGGAAGAUAGUCACAACUGGAAAUAACAUUAUAAAAAUUGUUUUGAGUAUCAGAAUAUGCUGGACUUGCAGAAAUAUGCAAAUGUACGAUAUAAACUUGGCCCUGCCACAGUUACUUGUGCCCGAGACCUAGUGAUGCUCAAUACUCUGCAACUGGUUUCGGUACAGUGGUACAUGAUUUUGUCAAACAACAGGGAUUGGCCAACUGUAAUUCAAGUUUAACUUGAGCUCUUCCUGAAUACAGUCGACUCUCGUUAUAACAAGGUCGAUGGGACUAGCC
Messenger RNA from Patiria miniata (bat star), 2106 nucleotides. RefSeq names its product ubiquinone biosynthesis monooxygenase COQ6, mitochondrial-like (gene coq6). The record is from RefSeq and is a predicted model, not a curated record. Gene Ontology annotation, biological process: ubiquinone biosynthetic process. Gene Ontology annotation, cellular component: mitochondrion. The transcript is spliced from 11 exons. Bases 98 to 1837 code for a protein of 579 amino acids. Gene Ontology annotation, molecular function: FAD binding; 2-octaprenyl-6-methoxyphenol hydroxylase activity. Lineage: Eukaryota; Metazoa; Echinodermata; Asteroidea; Valvatida; Asterinidae.